UAUUAAAAGUUUAAAAAUUAACGAGGUAAAGAGAAUACUCUCAGGAGACCAACCGUGCCAGGGUUGCAUAUCACAUUUUUUACUUCCAUGCCAUUUGGCAGACACGGAUCUUAACAUUCUUUCUGAAGGCCAGAAGAGUGGGGGCCUGCCUCACGUCUGGAGGUUGAGACUUUCUUCCUGGAUCCUGCCAGUUAAACAAUGGGAUCUGCAACAUACCCUCCCUGUCUGAGAAUUGGACAAUAUAAUUGACAUUAAAAGUUGAAUGAGCUGUUUAACACUGAAAGCAAUGAAUGCUGAAUCAAGUAAAAAUCACUGCAAAAUGAUCAAAAUUAGUUUGGUCUCACACUGUAUCUGAGUCAGCGUCCAUGAAAGGAGACGAGUGAAAAGUUUUGUCAUAAUUUUGGUUGGAGAAUUCUUUUUUUUUUUUAAAUUCCUAGAAUCUGAGAGUCACUGUUUUUCAUCUAGUUUAUUCUUCUUCAUUGUGGUCUUCAAGGCUUAAGCUACAGCUUCUUAUGAUUGGCUACCAGCCUGGCCUUACUGUCUAGCUAUUCUGGGAUUUAAUGUCUAAUCAUACUUCAAAGAGACAUCACCUGAACUAAUUGAUAGAAAGCUAUCUAUCUUGAUCUCUUUUCUGAGUACAGAAUGGCUGGGGAGAAUUGGACAGAAAUGCAAAAGGACAAAAAAUCUGUGUCGAUACUGUUCGAGGUAGUGGUCGUAGGUGAAUGAAUUUCAGAGAGGCUAUUUCUUGCCUGCGGGGAGAAAGUGUGGGUGUUUUGGACUUUGAAAGGGUUACACUUUGACUUGGUAAUUAUAAUAAAGUGCUGAUCCCAAAGCGUUUCUCUGAUCUGGAGUUUUCCUUUAAAUAUGCUCCUGUUGCAACUCUUUGUUUAGGUCAGAAGGUGUGGCACUCUACAUAUAUAAUUAUCUCUGCCAGAAUUUGUUCCAUUGAUAGAAGCAGGACACUUGUGCUACAGCCAUGGUCCAUCUAGAGAAAUUUUGUGUAAUUGAGGCCACAAAACCCCAGGUGGGAAAUGUUGAGUUAGUAAAUGCUACGGUUACUAAUACUGCUUUUCCCGCAGUCACAAUGUCCACAAAGAGGUUGUGUAAUGAAGACUACAAUGAUUACAGUUCAACAGAUGUGACUCCCGAUGGCAGUUUCCCAGAUGGCUUGAACAAUAUUUCCAGUCCAUCAUCCUACCAACGAUUUGGAGAAACAAAUGGAACAACAUGGUACCAAACCUUAAUACAUCUCUUGAAAGGAAACAUUGGCACUGGCCUGUUAGGACUUCCGUUAGCAAUCAAAAAUGCUGGUAGUGUGCUGGGUCCCAUCUGCUUGCUUGUGAUUGGAAUCAUUGCAGUACAUUGCAUGGACGUCCUCGUCAAAUGUGCUCACCACCUGUGCCAGAAACAUCAAAAACCAUUUCUGGAAUAUGGGGAUGCGGUGAUGUAUGCGCUAGAAGGUGGUCCCAUUUCAUGGCUCAGAACUCAUUCUAUCUGGGGAAGGUACCUAGUGGGUUUUUUCUUAAUUCUUACUCAGUUGGGAUUCUGUUGUGUAUAUUUUGUAUUCCUUGCUGACAAUUUCAGACAGGUAAUAUCUGCUGCCAAUGGUACCACCAAUGAUUGUAGUGCCAAUGAAACUGCACUAUGGAUUCCAACAAUGAGCUCUCAGUUAUAUAUCCUGUCCUUCUUGCCAUUUGUGAUACUGCUUGUCUUCAUCCAGAAUCUCAAGAUUCUUUCCAUUUUCUCUAUGGUGGCCAAUAUUCUGAUGUUGAGCAGCCUGAUAAUGUUAUAUCAGUACAUUGUCAGGGACAUUCCAAAUCCUAGCCAUCUGCCUAUGGUAUCUGCCUGGAAAACAAUGCCUCUCUUUUUUGGUACAGCCAUCUUUGCCUUCGAAGGCAUUGGAGUGGUGCUCCCUCUAGAAAACAAAAUGAAGAACCCACAGCACUUUCGCACUAUCCUGUAUGUGGGAAUGGCAAUUGUUACCACGUUCUACCUCAGCUUGGGAACACUAGGAUAUUUGCGCUUUGGAGCUAACAUCCAGGCCAGCAUCACUCUCAAUCUCCCCAACUGUUGGUUGUACCAGUCUGUCAAGCUGCUCUACUCCCUCGGAAUCUUCUUCACUUAUGCUCUGCAGUUCUAUGUCCCUGCAGAAAUAAUAAUUCCUGUGGCUGCUUCCAAGAUCCCAGAACGUUGGAGAUUAUGUUUCAAAGUGCUGCUGAGGGUACUCCUCGUCUGCAUAACAUGUGCCCUCGCAAUAUUGAUUCCUCGCUUGGACAUUGUCAUAGCUCUGGUAGGCUCAGUGAGCAGCAGUGCUCUAGCACUUAUUAUCCCGCCCCUCUUGGAGAUCUUCACCUAUUAUUCGGAAGGCCUGCACCCACUCAUCCUGGCCAAAGAUAUUCUCAUCAGCCUCUUCGGUAUUAUUGGCUUUGUUGUGGGGACAUAUGAAUCCCUCUACGAACUGAUUGUACCAACUGUGUCCAAUGCCACUAUUGCUUUACCAUGACACUGUAACCUGUUUUCACUUUGAAAAGUUAUCUGCAGUUCAGAUGGAUCUUGAGUUUCUUCAUAGCAACUGCAGGAAUUUGGAGCUCCUUCUUGCUUUCCAAAUCUAUUUAUUUUAUAGAUUAAACAGAUAAGGCCAUGGUUAAAAAAGAAGGGGCUCUUUUUUAGUGCUUUUAUUUAUUUAUGCUUCUUUUUUGGUAUGGGGUUGAUUUAGAAGACAUAUAAAAACAAAAAAACAAAAAUGGGUGCUCCAUUAUUCUUACCGGGAAGAAACAGAAUGUCGUGCAAGCAUCUUGGAUUUUACUAGACUUCUGGAUCAAGAGCAGUGAAUGUGGGGAGAAUUAGGAGUCCUAAUACUCCUCACCAGAUGAUUUUUAUGAAGCCUUUUGAGCAUCAUGUUGCCGGUUCAUUUUUAUUUUCAUUGUUCUUGUUCUAAACUACUUCAGGCUAUCCAUUUAGAAACGAUAUGUCUCCUUUCUAAAGUAAUUUCCUCCUUUUGGAUAGUUGCAUGUCAAGUGAGAUAGAGCUUGAGAAUGGUAGCUAACACAGCAGAAGGAAGUGCAAAUGAAACUCGAUGUGUAAUAUUAAAAACAGAUGCUAUAAGUUCAUGCUCCUAUCCCAUGAAGUUGUGUGUCUAUUGGUAAUAAAACUGAAAGCUAAAAACAGCAUCAAGCUGUAUAAUCUAUAAUUCUCAGGCAAACACCAAUUGGAUUGCAUAUAGAAAUAAGGUUCAUAUUGCUAAAUCCAGCACUAUGCUAGUUUGACUCUUCAGCAGGGUUCAUAUCAAAUUGCUGUGGGAAAAAAAGAUACAUGUGUGAGCUGGACAGGAGAUUGAAAAGUGUUUUUAAAGAUUUUUUUAACAACAGGAUAUUAUAAACCAAUUCUCUGUUGUAAGCUUUUGCUUUGUUGUAGCUUCAAGGAACAUUCACUAAGCAUACAUUUUGAAAAAUGCCUUGAAUGUCAUGAUUAUAAUCCAAUUUCAUGUAAACAAUAAUUUCACAUGAGUAUAUAUGUAUAUAAACUAUAAAACAUAACGUGAGUCAGAGGCAUAGUUGUAACUUCUGAAUUAUUUUGCUUCUAUAUUAUGGAAACACUUUGAGGCUACUUAACAAUCAUAGCCAAUUAGCAUGUGUACAUAGGUUAAAUUCAUGGGCCCAACUUUCACGGUUUUCUUAUUUCACAUAUAAGAGGCCUUGCAAAGUGAGCCAAUCAAAAUGGAUAAAUAAAUUGAUUGAGCAGGCACAUGGAGAUUCUUAUAUUAAAAGUGCAAUACACAUCCUAUUUUCUGUUAUUUGCCUUUGUUCUCAGGAACACUCUUCUCAGAAGCAGUGUUGAAAUUAAAUGGUUUACACAAAGGUUAUUUUCAGAAUUUUCUUCCUAAGAUUUCAGCUGCUUCAUGGCAUUAUUAAGUAUUUGAUACUACCAUUUCGGUUUUCUAAACUAAUCAUACGUGUGGCUUGCAUUAUGGUUUCUUCUGUUUUUAUCUAAUUAGCCAAGCAAUCUGAAUUUGACUGUAACACUUAAAUUAUAAUUAAAAUGCAAUUUACUAGGAAGCAAUUUUUUGCUCCCUGAAUUCAGGAGGGUUUAUUUCUGUCAGGUUAUGGUUUAAAAAGAGGAAGAUGGGAUGCAUACCAUUGUUUAUUUCUUCCAGUAAUCAUGAUUAGGUUGUAUCUUAAACUUUGUUCUUGAAUAAGCCACACAGAAUGAAGAAGGGGGCGAGGUAUGAUCACUAUUCAGAUAUGGCACCCAAAUAUUUAUUUAACACUUUAAAUAGAAACUGAAAUGUAGGGUUUAUGAAUUAUUUUUGAAAUGUUUUGUAGCCUGGUUUUAAAUAUCAUUGUAAUGAUUUAUCUACUUUCUAUGCAUUGCUGUAUGGUUGAUUAAAUAAUUAAAUGAAUUGAGAGUUAGCGUCCUAUCCCCUUUCUCAUUCUUCUGAAACUACAGAUGUCUCUUUAAGUGUGAGAUAUACUUGGGGUUUGUAUUUCUUUCCCCAUAUACUGGUAGUAAAGCAUGUGAGAAAAUAGACAAAUAUUCAGUGUUCUGGUCUUGGCAACAUCAUGGUGAAAUGUAAAUUAAAACUGCUUUAAAUUUUGCCAGUGAACUCAGGACAUUGAGACAUGAGCAGAAACCUGCAGGUUACUGGUAUUGCAAGUUUUUGCCAUGAUUAACUAGAACCUUUGCCAGGUAGCCAGAGUAGUCAAGAGUAAAUAAAAUUUAAAGUAAUAAUGACACAUUUCUUAACUUUAAAAAAAAAUAAACUGAUAUUUUGACUUCAUAAUUAUUACAAACAGAAUUGAUGUUAUGCUUGUGCAUUCUUGCAGUCUUAUAAUCUUUAUCUUGAACUGUUAUAAGUGAUUAUGUGAACAUUAUGUGAACAUUAGAAGUGAAACAGAAGCAGAAUGGAUGCAGAAAGUAGAAAAACAAGGGAAUUUAAUGAAGUCGCAAAGAAACAUUAUUGAAUUUGAUACUGGCUUUUUAACUUUGGGAUUACCCCACUUUUCAAAUAGUAAGUGCCAUUAAGGCCAAUUUGGUAGAUGUUCUUAAGUUUAACUUCCAUAGAAAAUGCAGGAUUUUAACAUUUAUUGAUUUGUAGAUUUUCCAUUAUUUGAAAAGUUCAUCACUGCAUAAUAUUGCUUUGAUAGCAUUCUGCUAGUCCCUGAGGAUCCAAGGUUGGCUAUUAGUUGUAUUAGUCACAGCCACAGUCACAGCCACUGAAUGAAAUGAUUUUGUUCAUUUAUUUCUCAAUAGAUGCCUUAAUAUGUCUUUGUAAUGUAUGGUUCUAUAAAACUUUGUAUUCUGACUGAACACUAUGUGAAGCAUUCUUCUCGGUGGGAAUAGUACGUCUUGACUUCUACAGAAUUAACACUUUUUCCAGUCAGGAUUUUAAUGAAAAAAAUUUACAUCAGACAUUACCACUAAUUAUAACGUAUAUCCUUGACAUUGUGGCUGAUUGCCUUGUCUGGGUAUACGUGUUAAAAUUGCCUACAUACAAUUAUCUUUUACCAUUUCUUUUUUCCCCCCUCUAGAAUAAACUGUGGCCUAUUUGUAUGUUCUUGCACAGCACAGAAAGAUUAUUGAAUUAUUGGAUUAUCUAUAUACUUGUUUCCAGUAGUCCUCAUAGAAGGAUGAAGCUACAGCAAUGGCCAUAUUAAGAGUUUUUUGAUCUGUUGUCUAGUUGUGUCUGUAAUUUAGUCGUGUCCUCCUCAGAUCUCAUACUGAGUCAGUAAUUAUGAGAUUUGAAGUAAACAUUUCUGAUUUCUCUCUCCGUAAGUUAUCUUUGUCAUCUAGUCUGUUCUGUUAAUGAGUAAAAAGGGCAUUUCAGUGUCAGUCAGGUCUGCUUACUUUAAUUUGUUUUAUUUGUAAAAGAAAUGAUUGCACUUGUGAAAUUAGAUAUGUGCAAAAUCCAAACACAGUUUUGGUAUUCCCUAAACAUUUAUGACUAUCGAAAUCCCCAAAAUUGACUUCCAAGGGUGGACACAUUGAAGGUAUUGAGAUCUGUGCAUAGAUCUAAGAAACUGGAACACUACAUAUUUGGAGACUAGAUGAAAACCCCAGCUAAUGUUUGUGCAGAGCUUUGGGAACAGUUUCCAAUUCUUCAAGGUUAUUCUUAAUUUAUCACUUUGGGCCUUUGUCUUCAAUUAGAUAUACUGCUGCUCUUUUUAGGGUAGCUUGAUGACACAUAUUUAACUAUGGUACAGAAUCAGGCAAAUAUAUUUUGAGUAACCUAAAUUUGGGGGUGGAUGCAAUUAUCCUCAAAUGUUUCUACAAGGAGUGACUUUGAAGAUAGGAAACAAUGUCUGUUUGUGUGUCUAUUGAAUCAGUCAAUGUUUAUUUAUUUGUGCCUACUUGUGUGUACAACAAGCCACUAUGUACAUUGGGUAUACUCUGUAGGAGAUGCAGGUGAUGUUAUGUAUGAUAAUGCUGUAACUGAAUGAUAUAUUUUACUGGAUGUUUCAUUCAAUAAAUUCAGGUUUUUUUACUGCA
Molecule: messenger RNA, 6486 nt
Organism: Ahaetulla prasina
Lineage: Eukaryota; Metazoa; Chordata; Lepidosauria; Squamata; Colubridae
Product: proton-coupled amino acid transporter 1-like
Exons: 10
Coding region: 977-2503 (508 amino acids)
Biological process (GO): proton transmembrane transport; L-alanine transport; proline transmembrane transport
Cellular component (GO): vacuolar membrane
Molecular function (GO): L-alanine transmembrane transporter activity; L-proline transmembrane transporter activity; glycine transmembrane transporter activity
Source: RefSeq, a predicted model, not a curated record